AUGCCGUUCGUCCAGCUCAUUCCUCCAUUCAUUAUCAAAUGCUGCAACCGUUCCUACUCCUCUCCCAUACCCCUGCACAAUACUCCACAUCAAGCCGUGUCCACCGAAGAGGAGCGGCAGGAUUUUGUGCCUCCUCCUCUUGUAUCGCGUAAUAGUGGCCCGAUAUGGAGCAAGCACCGAUAG
Molecule: messenger RNA, 183 nt
Organism: Parastagonospora nodorum SN15
Lineage: Eukaryota; Fungi; Ascomycota; Dothideomycetes; Pleosporales; Phaeosphaeriaceae
Exons: 2
Coding region: 1-183 (60 amino acids)
Source: RefSeq, a predicted model, not a curated record